AAACAAACAUGGGUGACUGGAAUCUCCUUGAAGGUGUACUGGAGGAAGUCCACACUCAUUCUACCAUAAUUGGAAAGAUCUGGCUUACCAUCCUGUUCAUAUUUCGAAUGCUUGUUCUGGGCAUAGCGGCUGAAGAUGUCUGGAGUGAUGAGCAGUCUGGAUUCGUCUGCAAUACAGAACAACCGGGUUGCCAAAGCAUGUGUUAUGACCGAGCCUUUCCCAUCUCCCUCAUUAGAUACUGGGUUCUGCAGGUUCUAUUUGUGUCCUCACCAUCUCUCAUCUACAUGGGCCAUGCUUUGUACCACCUCAGAGCUCUCCAGAAACAGAGGCAGAGGAUGAAAGCUCAACUACAAAGAGCACUGGAUCGACUAGAGUUUGAAAUGACUGUGGAGCAGAAGAGACUGGAACGCGUGCUUUGUCAGCUGGAACAAAGGAAGCCCCACAGAGUGCCCCUCCGAGGAAACCUGCUUUGCACAUAUGUGAUGCACGUGUUUAUUCGCUCUGUGGUUGAAGUUGGGUUCAUGAUUGGACAGUACCUUCUAUAUGGGUUUCGCUUAGAGCCUCUAGUUAAAUGCCAUGGCUACCCAUGCCCAAAUAUAAUUGAUUGUUUUGUCUCGAGACCCAUGGAGAAGACAAUAUUUCUAUUAUUUAUGCAAUCCAUAGCUACGGUCUCACUUUUCUUAAACAUUUUAGAAAUUUCCUAUCUAGGUUUCAAAAAGAUGAAAAGAGGGUUUGGGGGACAGUAUCAGUUUCAGGAUGGAUAUAAUGAAUUCUCUGCAAACGAGUUAAAUCAAAAUGUUGCCAAGUGUCACAGCACAAGUGCUGGGCCUCUGAAGCAACUCCCUGCUGCACACGAUGAUAACCCUAGCACGCCUAUGGGAAAACAAAUGCACACAGCAGCGUACCCGAGUUCAAGUUCAUCUUCUGAACUUCAGGCAGGUCUCUGUAAUCUCAGUGUCCAUGACGGGAGAUGCAUUUUAGGUGAAGAGGAAAUCAACAAGAUGGGCACACUCCGUGCUAUCUGCAGUCGCCCUCAACAUACUGACUCCAAUCGUAACCAAAACACUCACACAAUAUAUGGAAACGAGGUUAAAAGUAACCAUUCAAAGGAACAAAGAGAAAAUGAGGAUGUUAGCCAGAGGAACCAGGGAAGUCACUGCUUUCUCCCACGUGUUGCUGUGGAUACAGACAACCACAAGGGGCGCUCAGCCCACACAUCUUUCUCCUUGCCAGCCACCUGUGCCUGGGAUCCUGAGCAGUUUAGGGUUACACGGGAUUCCCCUGGCAAACCUGAACGCCAGUGGUCGCCUCUUCAAGGUGACCUCAAGGGUCAGCUGAGAGAGUUUAGACUCAGAACUUCCUUCCUUCCUUCUUUGCAGGGCACCUCCCCACAACCUGACAUUCCUGCGUCUUCAGGAGGGCAGUCCUUUGAGCCACGGCUUGUCAGAACCUGCCCCAAUUCUAUGGCUUGUCCUCCAAACAAUUCAGUGUCCCCAAGGAACAAAUUCAUUGGUAGGCGUGUUCCCACCGAUCUUCAAAUCUGAGCAGUUGUGGAGUUUUUGACAUAGUACUGGGUUAGAGAAGUAGCAUUCCAGUAAGUGGUGGUGAGGCAUGGAGGGAGUAGGUAAAGGGUGCUAUGAAGACUAGCUGUCCGGGCAACAGUAAAUUCAUUUCACAAACAGAAAAACAUUAAUGAACUUGAGAUGUAAAGGCAUGGUUUUAAAUUCAAAGACUUAAGGCAAAUCAAUCCCCCUUGUCUCCAAAUAUGUGAACCUAAUUUUACCAUGCUCGGAUUGAUUGCAUGCUCAGACUGGAGACUAAGUGGGUGAGGGGCUGGGU
This is a messenger RNA of Jaculus jaculus (lesser Egyptian jerboa), 1839 nucleotides long. It is a transcript of the gene Gja9, whose product is annotated as gap junction protein alpha 9. The transcript has a single exon. Gene Ontology annotation, cellular component: connexin complex. Gene Ontology annotation, biological process: cell communication. The record is from RefSeq and is a predicted model, not a curated record. Bases 9 to 1544 code for a protein of 511 amino acids. NCBI's taxonomy places the organism in Eukaryota, Metazoa, Chordata, Mammalia, Rodentia, Dipodidae.